Phialemonium atrogriseum is the source of this 1480-nucleotide messenger RNA. RefSeq names its product adenine nucleotide alpha hydrolases-like protein. The record is from RefSeq and is a predicted model, not a curated record. Gene Ontology annotation, molecular function: tRNA binding. The transcript has a single exon. Bases 155 to 1366 code for a protein of 403 amino acids. Gene Ontology annotation, biological process: tRNA wobble position uridine thiolation. Gene Ontology annotation, cellular component: mitochondrion; cytosolic tRNA wobble base thiouridylase complex. NCBI's taxonomy places the organism in Eukaryota, Fungi, Ascomycota, Sordariomycetes, Cephalothecales, Cephalothecaceae.
GGGUCUCUCAGGCUUUCCAACUUUUGACUCAAAAGCUAGCAACAUAAGUUGAUACUAGAACAGGAAUCGCCAUAACAUCUAAGUCCCGUUUCUUGCGCAUCUUCUUUAUUUCUUUCGGUGACGGAAACGUCAGAGAAUCAUCCAUCCCUCCCUCAUGGCUCCAGUUCCCUGCGCAAUCUGCAAGACCCAACGGGCACUCAUCAAACGACCCAAGAAUCAUCAGAAACUCUGCAAGCAAUGUUUCAUCUCCAUAUUUGAGGAUGAGGUGCACCACACCAUCACCUCGUCCAAGCUCUUUUACCCAGGCGAGAAGGUCGCUAUAGGGGCCUCCGGGGGCAAAGACUCUACCGUCCUUGCCUCCGUCCUCAAGACCCUCAACGAGCGCCAUAAGUAUGGACUCGAUCUUGUGCUCCUCAGCAUUGACGAGGGCAUCAAAGGCUACCGGGAUGACUCUCUAGAGACCGUCAAGCGGAAUGCGGUCCAAUAUGACAUGCCGCUGAAGGUUUUGGGCUACGACGAGCUCUACGGAUGGACGAUGGACCAGGUCGUCGAGACGAUAGGCAAGAAGGGCAAUUGCACCUACUGCGGUGUCUUCCGUCGACAGGCCUUGGAUCGAGGAGCCAAAAUCCUUGGAAUACAGCAUGUUGUCACAGGCCACAACGCCGAUGACGUUGCCGAGACUAUCAUGAUGAACCUCCUCAGGGGCGACUUGCCACGCCUCUCGAGGAGUACGAGCAUCGUGACUGGAGACGCUAAUUCCGACGUCAAGCGAAGCAAGCCUCUGAAGUAUUCGUAUGAGAAGGAGAUUGUGCUGUACGCCCAUCACAAAAAGCUUGAUUACUUCUGCACCGAAUGCAUAUACAGUCCAGAGGCUUUCCGGGGAAGCGCAAGGUCCCUGAUUAAGGACCUUGAGAAGGUGCGGCCAACGGCUAUUUUGGAUAUUGUGCGGAGCGGCGAAGAUAUGGCCAGACUCGUCCCUGGCUCCAAGCCCGAUCCGUGUCUUUGCAGGGACGGUUCGACGCCGACUGCCCUUCCGGGCGAGGAAGAUAAUAUUGGUGGAUGUGGCUCACAGAAUGGCCGCAGUUCGGGGGGCGAAAUGGACGCGAUGGAGAAACAACUGAGAGACAAUGAAGCAUCCCAUGUCCUCGAGGUCGAUGUUGCGAAGGAGCUGUCGCAGAGAAAGCAGAAAAGCAGCGGGGGGCCUCGAACGUUACCAAUCAGGAAUGGCACCGGUAACGCAAAGGUCGUGAAAAAGCAGGUUCUUGGAAACUGUGAGCGGUGCGGUUACAUAUCCAGCCAGGCAUUAUGUCAGGCAUGCAUGCUGUUAGACGGUCUCAACAAGAAUAGGCCACAGAUACAGAUAUGAAUCUAAUCGUUUUGAAUUCCGCGUUACCCGCAGGAACAGCAGAACAGUACAUGUCAGGUACCAGUCCAUGCCUUCCGCGGCAGUCCUCGGUGUUCCCUUUAAUAUAUACAUGAG